AUGCUCGUAAUCGGGUUGGGUUUGGGGCGUGUGUACAUAAAGUUUCAAUGGCGUCACCGUAUACACCACGAUUGCGCAAUUUAUAGACUUUAUUACAUUAGAGAAAUUUGAUCGGUUAUGAGAAUAUUGCACUUCAAAAUCUGUGUUUCUUAUAACGUUAUUUCUUGUAUAAAGACGCGACCGACGAUCGAAUGGUGCCAGCGCUGCUACCUUGCUACCAGAUUUACCUACAGAAACUUGAUAGCGGAUUUAUAGGUGUAGUCAGUUGUAACAUAUAGGUUAAAGGACAACAGGUGUAACAGUAUCACCAUAGACCCAGUUAGGGGUAUAUUAUAAUAUAAACAUAUAUAUAGCGUACAUACAGGAAGUAAAUUGUACAAUAUAGGCUAUAAGACAACAGGUUUAACAGUUGAUAUAAUACAUCAUGGACGGGAAUAGUGUUUUAUUAUUUGUAUUGAUUUAUACUACUGUGAUUCAAGAUGUCAAGGCUGCUAGACUCACAAUAUCACCAUCCCAGAAUCUACAGGCAGGUGCUACAUCUUUAACAUUACGGUGUUCACCUGUUUCUAAUGCUGUUUAUACUAGACUAUACAGUAUAUUGAUAAACAAACGUACCCUGGUACAGAAUUCACAAACAACAAAUAUGGCAGCAAUAGAUGGGACAGGGACUACACCUGGAACAGGAAUAACACCACCUAAAUAUACAGUGACUGGUAAUUAUGAUAUAACCCAGCAACCAACCCAAUGCUACCUACAAAUUAUUAUAAAUAAUCCUGAUUGUAAUGAUGCUGCUGAAUAUCAAUGUAUAACAACUGGAGCUCCUACUAUAUCUACUAAUCCAGGGACGUUACAAGACGAUAAAAAUGUCACAGUUCAAAGUAAUCCCGGUACGGUAGAAAUGACCCGAUUUCAGGAAAAGAUGAAUUAUAGUGUUGGUGAAAAGAUUGAGAUUAAAUGUAAAGGAGAUGUUGGAAAUCCUGAAAAAUCCUGGUUCUGGGAAUCAAAAUUAACUAGUGAUUCCUUCUUUAACCCAAUAAGAGAGAAUAUAACAAAAGGCACAGUUGAUCCACCAACAUCAACUCGAUGUGGAUAUUAUUCUAGAAGUACAUUGAACUAUUACGUUGGUCAAGAUGAUAAUGGUCUGGUAAUCAGAUGUAAGGCUGAUAACUCUGACCUGCACAGUGACAAUAAAACUAUCUACGUAACAAAUGCCAAAGCUGUUAGACUCACAAUAACACCAUCCCAGAAUCUAAAGGCAGGUGCUACAUCUUUAACAUUACGGUGUUCACCUGUUUCUAACUCUGUUUAUACUAACCUAUACAGUAUACAGAUAAACAAACGUACCCUGGUACAGAAUUCACAAACAACGCUCAUGGCAGUAAUAAAUGGGGCAGGGACUACACCUGGAACAGGAAUAACACCACCUAAAUAUACAGUGACUGGUAAUUAUGAUAUAAAUCAACAACCAACACAAGGCUUCCUACAAAUUAUUAUAAUUAAUCCUGAUUUUAAUGACGCUGCUGAAUAUCAAUGUAUAACAACUGGAGCUCCUACUAUAUCUACUAAUCCAGGGACGUUACAAGAAAAUAAAAAUGUCACAGUUGAAAAUGCCAAAGCUGUUAGACUCACAAUAACACCAUCCCAGAAUCUAAAGGCAGGUGCUACAUCUUUAACAUUACGGUGUUCACCUGUUUCUAACUCUGUUUAUACUAACCUAUACAGUAUACAGAUAAACAAACGUACCCUGGUACAGAAUUCACAAACAACGCUCAUGGCAGUAAUAAAUGGGGCAGGGACUACACCUGGAACAGGAAUAACACCACCUAAAUAUACAGUGACUGGUAAUUAUGAUAUAAAUCAACAACCAACACAAGGCUUCCUACAAAUUAUUAUAAUUAAUCCUGAUUUUAAUGACGCUGCUGAAUAUCAAUGUAUAACAACUGGAGCUCCUACUAUAUCUACUAAUCCAGGGACGUUACAAGAAAAUAAAAAUGUCACAGUUGAAAGUACAGGGGCUAUUGUAAGUGGUGCUGUUGGAUAUAUAAGUGUUAUAAUGGUCACGGUAAUGGUUGGUGUGGUAUUUUAGUUCUGCAAGAAAAGACGUCAGCUGAGUAAGCCAAAGGAAGAUAAUAUUCCUGAUUAUGUUUAUAGUAAUACAUCUUUAACAUCUACGACACCACAACCUACAAUUACAACAUAUGACAGUCUUUAAAUCAUCUAGUAUUCUUGGUUUUGUAUAAUAUUUAUUAAACAAUCAUAACUUUUGAUGCAUUUUGCAAAUUCUUUGGAUGAUUCGAUUAGUCUGAGGGAUAGCUAAGAGUAUAUAUUAUUAUGUUAUAUUUUAUGUAAUUCCUUUUUAAAAUGUAUACAGUAUAAACUAUAUAACCAGGUUUGCCCAAAAUC
Molecule: messenger RNA, 2403 nt
Organism: Patella vulgata (common limpet)
Lineage: Eukaryota; Metazoa; Mollusca; Gastropoda; Patellidae
Exons: 7
Coding region: 425-2086 (553 amino acids)
Source: RefSeq, a predicted model, not a curated record